Xenopus laevis (African clawed frog) is the source of this 2012-nucleotide messenger RNA. RefSeq names its product retinitis pigmentosa 9 (autosomal dominant) L homeolog (gene rp9.L). NCBI's taxonomy places the organism in Eukaryota, Metazoa, Chordata, Amphibia, Anura, Pipidae. The record is from RefSeq and is a predicted model, not a curated record. Bases 731 to 1411 code for a protein of 226 amino acids. The transcript has 9 exons. Gene Ontology annotation, biological process: RNA splicing.
AAUAGAUUAUGGCAUCGGGGAUGAAUUGGUAGCAAUCGAAAUGCUAAUUUAAUGUCGGAUUUUGCUAACCAUGCACCUUCUUCACAUUGCCUUACCAAAUUAACUGCUGCAUCAAAUGGGGUGUAUGACACUGAACAUAAUUCAGGAUCUAUACCAUCAUUGACAGAGAUUCCUUUAGGAAAGAUGAUGUAUUAAUCUAAAUGUAUUGGGCUCUUUUUUAGGAAUUAAUCCUGAAGGAGAAAUUCUCCAUGGGCUGUACUUCAAAAGGGCCUGCUAUUCUAUCCAUUUGUAUCUCUUUUUCAAUUUUUUCCAUAACAAUUUCAGGGUUUAUGUACACUGACUUUAAACUAUCACAAAUUGGAUAUUCAAUUUGACUAUCUAUUGCUGGGAUGGUAAAACCUUCCUUAAAACCUUCAUAAAUUAACGUUGCCAUCUGCGGAUUUGGGUACAGCUUUAGGAAAGAUCCUGGUAAAUUAAGUCCUAAAGGUGUAGUGUAACAGACUAACGGAUCAUUGAAAGCAGUUUCUUUGACACCCGUGCUUAAAUGCCUUAUGACCGCACCAGGUGUUACAGGUGCUGAAAGGCUUUUUGAAUGGCUUCAGGUCCUGCUUUCUGCAUCCAUUCAAUCAUUUGCUCAGGUGUGAUUCCUCUCCCCGACAUCUCUCUCCAUUCUGUCCUGGACGCCUCAAAGCCUGUUUUCAGAAAAGACUGACCUGAGAGACGAGAAGAGAUGUCUUGCAGAAGGAAGGAAGAACCAAGAAACAAGCAUAGUGUAAAGCACCACAGGAGAGAUGAGUAUGAUGCAGGCAGUCCAGGCAGCACCCACGAUCCAGAGCAAGAGCACAGUAGCCGCAAGAGGAGGCGAAGUAGCAGCAGUGGGACCCACACAUCACAAGAAAUCCAAAAAAUCAAGCAUGUUGAGACUUUCUAUGAAAAACCUCCACCAGGGUUGAUCAAGGAAGAUGAACCUAAGCCUGAAGACUGUAUACCAGAUUUGCCUGGCAAUGAACAUGCCAGAGAUUUCUUGGCACAUGCUCCAACUAAAGGACUCUGGAUGCCACUAGGAAAACAAGUCAAAGUUAUGCAGUGUUGGAGGUGUAAGCAGUAUGGCCACAGAACCGGUGACCGGGAAUGUCCUUAUUUUAUAAAAGGCAAUCAAAAAAUUGAACAGUUCAGAGUGGCACAUGAAGAUCCAAUGUAUGGUUUGAUAAAAAAUAAGGAACAUGAGGAAAAGCAAAUGAGGAUCCAGCAGCUUAAAAAGUUAUUGGAAGACUCAACCUCUGAUGAAAGCAGCAGUUCCAGUUCUGAUGACUCUCAUAGCAAGCACAAGAAGAAGAAAAAGAAGAAAGAGAAGAGAAAAAAAAAGAAGAAAAAACACAAAUAUUCACAGAACAAAUCUUCUUCUGAAUGAGCAAGUCAUAAAGACUUUUGGCUGAAAAAUUACAAUCAUCUUUUGGAAACACAACCAUAAAAGAUGAAAAUUUGUGAGAAUUAUAAUGUGCUAAAACCAAACAGGAUCAUAUUAAGUCACUGAUUCUGUUGGGGACAGAUAUAUUAAUAUGCAAUUAUUUAAAAUUGCCAACAUUCAAGAAAGUUGAUGUAUACAUUUUUUUUUCCCGAUUGAUCAUCAGCCAUUGAAAAUGAAUGGAACAAUGUGGUUUUGUUUAUGACUUUAUUCUGCAAUUUAAGUGAUUAUUAUCCUUUAAUAAGCUAGUGAUUAUGGGGAAAUAAAAUGUCUUAAUUUGCGUAUUUCUAUGGGGUAGCCUAAUACUACAUAAGUGGUUGUCUCUUAAACGGUAAAUUUAGGUUGCAGAUCAGCUUAUUUAAUGGUACAUUACAGCUAUUGGAGGGCCCAAAUCAUUCGUACAUAUUCAAAACAGCUAAGGAAAUACUAAUUACAGCUAUACUACAUACAACUGUGAACCCAAUUUUCUAUAUUUUUAUAUGUAUGUGAAUCUGAUUUUCUAGAAGUAGCUGAAGAAAACCUAGUUAAACAAAUGAAACAAAAAUUA